Vicia villosa (hairy vetch) is the source of this 983-nucleotide messenger RNA. RefSeq names its product iron-sulfur assembly protein IscA, chloroplastic-like. Gene Ontology annotation, biological process: iron-sulfur cluster assembly. Lineage: Eukaryota; Viridiplantae; Streptophyta; Magnoliopsida; Fabales; Fabaceae. Gene Ontology annotation, molecular function: iron-sulfur cluster binding; protein-macromolecule adaptor activity. The transcript has 3 exons. The coding region runs from base 136 to 666 and encodes 176 amino acids. The record is from RefSeq and is a predicted model, not a curated record. Gene Ontology annotation, cellular component: chloroplast stroma.
UUUUUCUUCCGAUAACAGUUGAAUGAAAAAACCAAGGCCCCUAAUAAUUGCAUCAAAUUGAGACAAAACAAAACCACCUAAAAGACGUAGCUAAUCGGUGUUUGGCGUCGUUCUCCUUCUCUUCUCUACCCAAAAAUGGCUUUCUCUGCAAUCACUACGCCCUACUCUCCUCAAUUUGUUCGCGCUCCCAUCUCUGUUCCUCAAACUCACGCGUCUCUCUCUUUUCGAUUUUCAACACCAAUUCUUAAUCGCCGUCAUAGUCCCAAACCUCUCUCAAUCCGAGCAGUUUCCGUUCCUGCCACCGCUGCGCCUGCAUCUGAGGCCGUGGCGCCUGCAAUUUCGCUUUCAGAUAAUGCACUGAAUCACUUGAAUAAGAUGAGGUCUGAACGAAAUCAAGAUUUGUGUUUAAGAAUAGGUGUCAAACAGGGUGGAUGCUCUGGUAUGUCAUAUGCAAUGGAGUUUGAGGACAGGGCUAAUACAAGGCCAGAUGACUCCAUCAUUGAAUACAAAGGUUUUGUAAUUGUUUGUGAUCCUAAGAGCCUACUCUUCGUAUUUGGGAUGCAAUUAGACUACAGCGACGCUCUGAUUGGGGGAGGCUUCAAUUUCAAAAAUCCUAAUGCAACACAGACCUGUGGAUGUGGUAAAUCCUUUAAUGCAGAAAUGUAAAAUCAUGUUUAUAGACAUUAGUAAUAGUAACAAUAUUACGAUGACUGUUUCAAGCAAUACUUUGGAAUAUUUACAGGACUCUAUACUAACAAAUACGUUAUAGGAAAUGUCGGGAUAGAAAACUACUGCAUCUGUUUGUUAUUCCUAUUUCUGUUUAUGUUUGCUUUCCUGCAUCAGUUCAUUGUUAAGGUCUAUAUAAACAUAUUCAUAGGGUCUGUUGUAUCUGUUGUCCGAAAUCUGUUUGUUAUAAUAUGAAUACUGGAUCAGCAGAAUUACUAACUACUGAAUCUCAAAUCUCUGUUCUCUGUUGAUGCUUC